Labeo rohita (rohu) is the source of this 2269-nucleotide messenger RNA. RefSeq names its product CDC42 effector protein (Rho GTPase binding) 5 (gene cdc42ep5). Lineage: Eukaryota; Metazoa; Chordata; Actinopteri; Cypriniformes; Cyprinidae. Bases 257 to 1165 code for a protein of 302 amino acids. The record is from RefSeq and is a predicted model, not a curated record. The transcript is spliced from 3 exons.
ACGUCACUUCCUUGCCCAUCCCAAAAGGAAAAAAAAGAAAUAUCGGAGAGAAGAGCGACGCCAGAAAAGUCAGUAAAAGAAGGAAAGCGAAAGAUAUUUAAAGAAACAAUUGCUCAUAAGAAGAACAAAUAGCCACAAUCUCACUGAUAAGCGCGCGCUGAUCAAACUUCAUUGGACAGGAGGACGCGUUCCUGGACAAAAGGCAGGGCUUCUGCUUAAAAUUAACAAACCAUUGUUUCGUUCUUGAGCUGCUACCAUGCCUCUGCACAAAUCAUCUUCUCGAGCCCCUCGUCUGGAUCCCACCAUGAUCUCCGCUCCCCUUGGUGAUUUCCGUCACACCAUGCACAUUGGUCGUGGUGGAGACGCUUUCGGUGACACCUCUUUCCUGUCCAGCCAUGGUCCGUCUAGUCCUAAUCCCAAGCCUGUGCAACCAGUCAUGGCAGCCACUGUAGAGACCACAGACAAUAAAAUGAACCAUAACAAUGAAAUCGAAUAUGCAGAAGAUACCAGUCUGAAUGAGCUGAGGCACUCCGAUUCAGUUUCUUCCUUUGACCUCGACUUGGAUUUAGGGCCUUCGAUUUUAGGAGACGUCCUGGGAGUGAUGGACGGACUGACGAUGGGUUCUUCUCACAAAGACAGCGAAGAGGUGUUUAGUCCCAGCAAGAGCACGAGGGAUGUGAUGAUGUCACCAAGGAGUGCUGCCAAUGACUUGAGUGAGAGGAUGAUGAUGGAAAGUGUGACUAAAGAGGUGAGCCAACGAGAUGAGCAAUUCAACGAGGUGAAUGGCGUCAAAUCAAAAGGGCUCAGGCCCAAAGUGCGAUUCAGCGACAAGCGUGAUGAGAUCAUCGGCCGACAGGAAGUAAUCGAAGGGCUAGACGUGGAAGCUGAAGAAGAAAUGGGCUUGAGACCAAAUGAGGGGAUGCAGGAGAUUAGCAGGAGAACGGCUUACGACAAAGACCCGAGACAAGCAGAGGUGGUUAAUCGGAGGGAGGACAACUCUCCAAGCCUCUCUUCCUCAGCGAGCUCAGAAUAUGAGGGAGUCUCACCGUUGGACAGAAGGAGAGAAGAUCAGCAUCUUUCAGAAACAGAUUCAGAGGAGGAAGGUGCCAACGGACAACAAGGAUACACUUUUGAGGACGAAUUCGAUGAUGAGAUUGGCUUAUAAGAGGACAUAGAUUUGAAGAGUCAUUGGCAUAUGGACAUAUGAACAGAAUUAUUCUUUAAAAAUGAAAAAAAACAUCCAUACAGGAAGAGCUAAUGAAAAUUUCUUCUUGAGGUAAUAACUGGACAAUUUGGAACUUCUUUUCCAAGUUUACAGUGGUGUUUGCUCAUUUUUGGAACUGUUUUACAAUGGUUUUGUUUUUAUUGGAUUUUAUAGCUACAAAUUUUGAAGUAUCUCCCAUGGACAGUGUGAUGUCUUAUAAAGAAUAGCCUAUGAACAAACAUAUUCAUACGUUUCCCAUGGUCUCAACUAUAUAAUCUUGAGCAUUACAUGUUCCGUUUUUCCAAUUCCAGCUCGUUAUAGGGCACUUUACUUUUUCUCAGUUAACUGGAAACAGCUUUAAUCUCAGAGAGUGAGUACCUGCAGUUCAACAGAAAUGAAAAAAAAAAAUGACGCUUAGAAUGACAGCUGACUUUCUAAAGCCAAAUACCACAUACAAAGUAAUAAAUUAUUGUUUAUAUUAUGGCUAUCUAUAGUGCCUUACAUGAAGAUGUUUCAGUGUUUUUCAUCUUUGUCUUGCUGUUUCACUGAAAAGCCAGUGAUGAAGCUUUUCUUUUUGUGGGAAGAUGGAAGCUUGCUGAAUGCAUUCACAAAUGCUGGAAUUUUCUCCUGGGAGUUUUCAUUAUUACAUAUACAUGCAUAUCUUAAAAUGCAAUAAGCAAUCAGAUUGUGUAUUGUUUUUGCAGAUGUACUCAUUUAAAAAGUGUAAAAAUAAAAUGCACGUAAUAGUUACACACUACAAAAUAGUCUUAAAGCUAAACAGCCGCAAACUGCAUAGGUUUCAAACUGUGAAUGGAAAUACUCUGGUUGAUCAUUCGACUGUAGCUCUCAACUAGAUUUAUAAAGCGAAGCAUGGAAAGCUUUUAUAGGUUGGGUUCAUUUUUAAAAAGUGAUUGCUUUUUAUUUUGCUUUCACAGUUUGAUUUGAACACUAAAGAGUAUGUAACAGACAAUCAGUGAUUAUUUUACGCUCAGAACCACUCUUACAAUUCAAAUAAUGUAGACUGGGCUAGACCAAAAUGUGUAAUUAAAGCUUUAUUGAACUAUU